AUGACGGCCUGGAAUGCAUCUGUGUUGGACAUCAAUGUUUCUAGAAGUCAACAGUCUUUAUUCUUGCCUUCGUAUUUAUGGACACUUGACAAAGAGAUUCACUGCUUUGUUCUUGCAAAUGAAUUGAAACAUGGACCAUCAUUAUACAGAAAUGUGCUUGUGAGCCCUUUGUUGACAUGCCCACAAGUUAUUCUGAGGGACAAAGAAUUUGGAGUUGAUUGGAAAAAAAUCAGAACAGAAUAUACCUUUUCAGCAUUUUCACUUUCCUCUCAUCAGCUUUGGUCUUUAGAAGGUGGUAGGAUAAGGGUGUGUGUCAAUGAUAUACCAUUAUUAACAAAAACACUGAAGUCAAGGGUGUUGCAAAAUGACAACUCAGCUCUCAGAAUUGUGACCCUUAUUUGCACUAUUAUAUCAUUGCUUUGUUUAGUAAUAACAUUUAUAACAUACUGUAUGUUUCCAAUUCUUCGAACUCUCCCUGGCAUUAACAACAUGUGUUUAGUUGUAUCUUUGUUUUUAGCGCAAUUUCUUAUGAUAGUAAGACCGUCUUUUAGUUCCACAGGUCUAGCAAUAGUAUCUGCCCUGUCGCAUUUUUCUUGGCUUUCCAUGUUUUUGUGGCUUCAAGUCUGCUCUUUCCACAUGUAUCGCGUAUUUAGUGCAAAAAGUCGAUCAGAAUUUAACGGUAAUCAAAACAGAAAAAUAAUGAUCCAAUAUAUCUUUUACGCUUUUGGUAGCUCUUUACUUAUUGUCAUAAUCAAUAUCUUUGCGACGUUGAUUGUCACAGAAGGCGAAAAUACAGGAUAUGAUAGAGUGUCAACGCUAAUGAUGUAUAAACUAGCAUUUAUUGUAACACUCAUAACUCCUCUAUGUUUUGUAUGUGUGACCAAUGUGAUGUUUUAUAUAUUAACAGCCUACAAAAUACAUUCUACUCCCACUAUCGAAAAAACGACUAGAAAUAGGGUUCACUUUGCCAUAUACGUAAAGUUAUUUUCUCUGACCGGGCUGUCGUGGAUUUUGCAGAUCAUAGAUACAUUUGUGGCGUUCUCUGUCUUAUCCUACUUUGUCGCUAUUCUUAACGGCUUACAGGGUUUGUUUAUUUUUGUGAGCUAUGUUUGUAAUCAGAGAGUAUGGAAGUUAUACAAGAAUAAACUUCACAGAUUUCCUGUUCAUAGCCCGAAUUCCACCGUCACCUCUAAAAGAGAAACAACAUCAAUGUAAAUCACUUAAUCUUUA
Molecule: messenger RNA, 1230 nt
Organism: Saccostrea echinata
Lineage: Eukaryota; Metazoa; Mollusca; Bivalvia; Ostreida; Ostreidae
Product: probable G-protein coupled receptor Mth-like 4
Exons: 1
Coding region: 1-1215 (404 amino acids)
Biological process (GO): G protein-coupled receptor signaling pathway; cell surface receptor signaling pathway
Cellular component (GO): membrane
Molecular function (GO): G protein-coupled receptor activity
Source: RefSeq, a predicted model, not a curated record